CAACCUCAAACCUUUACUAGUUUGUUCAUCUCUCAUAACAGCGGAUUGGAACCGGAGAAGAACUAGAGGAACAUAAAGGAUAAGAACUUAAAGAACUAUUUUAUUUCAUCUCGAACAUAAUCGGAUCCUGUGAGGCACGCGCCGGCUUACUGACUGCAACUUGGUAUUGCACAACUCGCACAUAGAACUGUGGGAUAUCGACUGCUUCUGACAUGGAACCUGCCAGAUCGGAAACGAGUAUCCUUCCCAAUGGGAAAAGUCAUGACCUGGGAGAGGACAUGUACGUGCCGAUGAAGACCAUGAUGGAGGAAGACCGAAAUGGUACUCAAAACAAUAGAUUUGAUGAACCUGAUAGCACUCUGGCUGAGAACGUUGAGUUCCUACCCAAUGGCGAAGGCAAGAAUCCACGUUUCACUGAUUUCGAGGGGAAGACCUCUUUUGGGAUGUCAGUCUUCAAUUUGGGCAACGCUAUUAUGGGCAGUGGGAUUUUGGGACUAGCUUAUGCCAUGGCUAGCACUGGCAUUCUGCUCUUCUUAUUUCUCCUGACAGCUGUUGCUGGUCUUUCAUGCUAUUCUAUUCAUCUCCUGCUCAAGUCCUCUGGUGUUGUGGGAAUCAGAUCAUAUGAGCAGCUGGGAUACAGGGCCUUUGGAAUGCCAGGGAAAAUGGCGGCCGGAAUAGCAAUCUCUCUACAAAACAUUGGAGCCAUGUCCAGUUAUCUAUACAUCGUGAAGUCAGAGUUUCCUCUGGUGUUGCAGGCCUUUUUGAAAUCAGAUGCAAACUCUGGGGAGUGGUAUCUCAAUGGCAACUACUUGGUGGUUCUUGUCUCUCUCUGUAUAAUCCUACCCUUGGCUCUGAUGAAACAGCUUGGUUACCUUGGUUACGCUAGUGGUUUUUCACUCAGCUGCAUGGUGUUCUUCCUUAGUGCGGUCAUCUAUAAGAAGUUCCAGAUUCCGUGUCCGUUUGAGGAGUUCUCACACAAUAGCACGUUGGCACACGCAGAUUCAAACGUUACAGUCAACCAUGCACACAGUUACCAUAACGGACAUGUGAUGGACGACUCGCACUGUCACCCUCAGAUGUUCACUGUAAACUCACAGACUGCAUAUACAAUCCCCAUUCUGGCCUUCGCCUUUGUGUGCCACCCUGAAGUUCUGCCCAUCUACACGGAGCUUCGCAAUCCUACUCAGAGAAAAAUGCAGCAUGUUUCCAAUAUCUCCAUUCUGAUCAUGUUCACCAUGUACUUCCUUGCAGCCCUCUUUGGCUACCUCACAUUUUACACUAACGUUGAGCCGGAGCUUCUGCACACAUACAGCAGGAUCGACCCCUACGACAUUCUGAUCCUGUGCGUGCGAUUGGCUGUGCUCACUGCCGUCACGCUGACCGUGCCCAUUGUUCUGUUCCCAGUUCGGAGAGCCAUUCAGGAGAUGGCGUUUCCUAAUAAGGCCUUCAAUUGGAUCAGACACAUCGCCAUCGCUCUCAUCCUCCUCUGCUUAAUCAACAUGCUGGUCAUCUUCGCUCCAAACAUUCUGGGCAUCUUUGGCAUCAUCGGUGCAACAUCAGCUCCGUGCCUGAUCUUCAUCUUCCCCGCCGUCUUCUACAUCCAGAUUGUUCCGAAGGAUAAAGAGCCAAUGCGCUCUACGCCCAAAAUCUUUGCUGCCUGCUUUGCUGGACUGGGGGUGUUGUUUAUGAUAAUGAGUUUGAGCUUUAUCAUUAUUGAUUGGACAACAGGCAGCAGCAGUGCUCUGGGCGGCCACUAGGGGACAGACCCGGCUCAGUGUGCGUGCUUGUGGACAUGCCUUUGUAUGAGAGAGUUAGCUAGUGGUGUAACAUACUGGAACGUGAUAUGACUUUUUGUCUUUUUGUCUAAAAUGUGAAUGUCUAUUGUGUUAUAGAGGGUACCCUAGGUGAGGGGGACCCAAAACAACAUUUUCCACAGAUAACUGCCAUUAUUCAGAAAAGGACUUUGAUCAAUUCAGCCUUAUGUCGUUAAUUUAUAAGUACCAAGUUCACGUGUUUCGUACCAUUUUAGUACAAUUUUAAGACCUGGAGAGGUCAGUUCAAAUGUGCUAAUCAUGUACAAUUUUAGAAAUGUUUUGUAUUUAUUAAAGGGUUACUGUGUGCUCUCAUAUCCUGUAGAAAUGUGCAGUUAUGGCUCAAGUUUGCUUGAUGCCAUUUUUCUACUUACUCUCUUUUUCUGCUUUAUAAACCAUAAGGCCUAAUACCUGCCAUGAUUAACCGUAAGUACUGUAGAAAGGCGCAAUAGUUACAAAUACAUAUUAGAUUUUUUUAAUCAGAGUUUGCAGAUAUUUUGAUUAUUUCUGGGAGAAAAAUGAAGCGAGGUCGGAUACUUUUGUAUAUUGGUUACUCACUAGUAGUCUUGGGACAAUCAAGAAGCCAUGUUAUCAACUAUGUCCUGUGACUUGCAGUCUUUUUGGUCAAGCAAGUGUGCAAUUUAUCAUACUGCACAAUUUCAGUGUGCCAAAGCAAAAGGAUUUCUAUCUUUCAUAUAGUAUAUUUUCUGUUUUCCUAAAUAUGCACAGUAUAAAUAGUGAAAUGCAAGGCAUGUCUUGAUCACAUUGAGAUUUAAACAGUGAAAACAUACAGUAUUUAUUUAAAUGUAUCAAAUAUAUUUUGCAAUUCACUGGAUGUAUAUUAGGGUAUGUUACGGUAUUAACACGUACUUCCAACAAAAAGCUUUUGUUUGUGUUGCUUUAAAAAUCAUGGUGGCUUAAUGAGUGCUCAGCAUGCUUGAUGCCAUUUUCGCAGUUGCUAGAUAUACAGAAAAUGAGUCAACAUUACACCUAUAUUUUACUUAAAAUAGACAUAAUCCCACCUGUUAGAAUUCCAACAAUCAUAUUAAAGAGUUCACCCCAAAAUGAAAGUUCUCUCAUCAUGCCAGAUGUGUAUGACUUUCUCUCUUCUGCUGAACACAAAUGAAGAUUUUUAGAAGAAUAUCUCAGCAUUGUAGCGUCACACAAUGCAAGUGAACAGAGAACAAAACUUGGAAGCUCCAAAAAGCACAUAAAUGAAGCAUAAAAGUAAUCCAGUGGUUAGAUCCAUGUCUUCAAAAGCUGUAUGAUAGGUGUGGGUGUGAAACAGAUCAAUAUCAACAUCUCUAAAUUCUCCUCCCUUCCCAGUAGGUGGUGAUAUGCACGAAGAAUGCAAAUUGCCAAAAACAAAAGAAGAAGAAUGUGGAAGUGAAAGUGAAAGUGGAGAUUUAUAGUUAAAAAAAGGGACUUAAACAUUGAUCUGUUUCUCAUCCACACCUAUCCUAUCGCUUCUGAAGACGUGGAUUAAAUCUCAUCAUAUAGAUUACUUUUAUGCUGCCUUUAUGUGCUUUUUGAGCUUCAAAGUUCUGACCACCAUUCACUUGUAUUGUAUGUCCCUACAGAGCUAAGAUAUUCUUCAAAAAGCAUAAUUUGUGUUCUGCAGAAGAAAGAAAGUCAAACACAUCUGUGAUGGCAUAAGGGUGAGUAAAUGAUGUGAGAAUUGUCAUUUUCGGGUGAACUAUUACUUUAAGCAAUGUUGAAGUGAUUUAGUUAGUGAUCUGCUCUCAUGGAAAAGGUUGUAAAUGUUAUAUUUUGCAUUUGUGUAAUUUAACAUUGUUUUAGAGUAAUUUUUCAGUAUUUCUGGACCAGUUUUUGGUAUUAGCAGUUGUGGUUAGUUUUUAAAAAAACUGUUGAAAUAUUUUGAAGAACAGCAGGUUUUAGUUUAAAGGAAAGCAUUGAUGGCUACUGUCUUAUGGGGCGUUUUCAAAAAUAUAAUGUGUUCAGAUUCUGCGGAAAAAUUUACUUAAAGCCUGGAGUACCACAAGUUGCUAAUAUUAUGUGAAAGGUGUUAAUGGGCUGGUUAGGAAGUGGCAAACAGUGACAAACCGUAAACAAACAUGAGUAAUCCUGCAACAGAGGUUAACAUGCCUUUAAUGUCACCACAGUAUUCAUUUCAGCAGCAUAGCCAAAUUACACCCAGGCCCACCCAGAAUAUUUGAUUAUUCUUUGACUUCAAAUAUAUAUUUAUAAAAUUGUUUAAAAAAUUGCAUAAAUUAAGUUUGAAUGAUAACUGUUUGAAUGUGCCACUUCUCUGUUAUAAAGGAGAAAAAAAAUGUUGCUUUGUAAAGUUGUUAAUUGUUUUAAAUUUGACUCUCUAUAUUUUUUGGAAGGAGAAAAUCCAAUAGAAAAGUGCCUCUCUCAAAACCCUUUAGAUACUACUUAUUGUUUUCUUCUUCUUUUGCCAUUGGUCACCAAAGUGCUACUUAAAGUGCUCUCAAUGGAACUUAAUCUUUUAUAAUUAGAUUUGUAUUUGAUUUGAGUAUUAUUUUGUCUAGUUAUAACCUCGCUAGAUAUAUUUGCAUCAUGCAAAGUAGCUCUGGUUAAAAGAUAAAUUCAAAAGUAUUGAAUGUUGAAAAAUCUGUUUUGUGAUUCAUAUGCCAUGUACUGAAAAAUGAAAGCUAUUGAAAUUCUGUCAAGGUUAUUCAUCUCAAUGCUGCCCAUUUUAUAUAACUUUUCUCUACUGACAUUGCUAUCUUUUGUAAUUUUGAUCUGCCAUUUUUCCUUUCAAUAAGAUUAUGAAAACACCAAAUGUUACAGCCUUCAGUGAUAAGACUGCAAAAAUCUAAAUUUUGAACCAUGGGAAAACAGUUGUAUUUUAUUGUUUGGAAAACCUUAUUCUAACCAGCAAAUAACACCUAUUAAAGUGAUACAUUUGAGUUCAUAUGUUAGACUGUUUAGUGCUUCGUAUAUGAUGUAUAUAAGUGUUGCUUUUUUUGUGAUGCAUAUUUAGUUUGUAUAGUGUAAAUAGAACCACUUUGACAAUAAAAAUGUUGUUUUUAAAC
Xyrauchen texanus (razorback sucker) is the source of this 4831-nucleotide messenger RNA. RefSeq names its product sodium-coupled neutral amino acid transporter 3-like. The coding region runs from base 213 to 1757 and encodes 514 amino acids. Gene Ontology annotation, molecular function: L-glutamine transmembrane transporter activity; L-histidine transmembrane transporter activity; L-asparagine transmembrane transporter activity. The transcript has 17 exons. The record is from RefSeq and is a predicted model, not a curated record. Gene Ontology annotation, biological process: L-glutamine transport; histidine transport; amino acid transmembrane transport. NCBI's taxonomy places the organism in Eukaryota, Metazoa, Chordata, Actinopteri, Cypriniformes, Catostomidae.